Drosophila subobscura is the source of this 682-nucleotide messenger RNA. RefSeq names its product enhancer of split m4 protein (gene E(spl)m4-BFM). Gene Ontology annotation, biological process: Notch signaling pathway; sensory organ development. Lineage: Eukaryota; Metazoa; Arthropoda; Insecta; Diptera; Drosophilidae. The coding region runs from base 70 to 528 and encodes 152 amino acids. The record is from RefSeq and is a predicted model, not a curated record. The transcript has a single exon.
AUCAUUCGAGCUCAACGCUUCGUACAGUACACAAGCCAGCUACAUCACAGCUACAACCAGCCACAAAAAAUGUGCCAGAACAAGAGCAACAGCACCAUGACCAUCAAGUCGAACAAGAAGUUGUCCUACAGCGUCAAGAAACUGCUGCAAAAGAUCUUCAAGCAGCAACAGUUCGUUGAGAAGGAGCAAAAUCUGAAGAACUCGCUGAAGGUAAUCUCUUUGGAGUCUCUGGAAUCCAUUGAGAACAGCCGCAAUGCCGAUCUGGAGUCUGCCUCCGUUUGCGCCUCGAUGGAGUCCUAUGAGAACGAAGCCAAUGAGCGUUUGUCCGCCUCCCACGACAUGGAGGACUACGAACUCGAGCAAUUGCCCUCAGUGCCCGUUCACUUUGUGCGCACCGCCCAUGGCACCUUCUUCUGGACUGCCGCCUCCGAUCUGCCAGCCGACAAUGAUCUCUGCCAACCCCUCAGUUGCAGCACUGCCAACAAGAUUGCUGUCGCACAGCACCAAGAUCGUUGGGUUCAGGCUUAAGUCGAUCAUCCAUCAUCAACCAGCAGCAACCAUGUCUUCCACUUUGGAGUCCUUGGGCUCCAGCCGACCGCUUUAAUCAACGUCUUCCGUUAAUUUUUGACAAAAUCCACAAAAAUUAACUCGCAGGCCUCAGCCGAAAGCUUUACAAAACAAA